Ilex paraguariensis (yerba mate) is the source of this 612-nucleotide messenger RNA. The record is from the annotation of a GenBank genome assembly. NCBI's taxonomy places the organism in Eukaryota, Viridiplantae, Streptophyta, Magnoliopsida, Aquifoliales, Aquifoliaceae.
AUGGAAGAUUUUGAGAAGAAAGUGGUGAUCUCAGACAAUAUGGACAUCGAAAAUGGCUUUGCUUCCGCCAAAAUCGUGGAUCUGCUUCGACAAUUCCUCUCAGUUCAGCAGCGCAGAGCCGAAACUUACGCCAAACUUAAAAGGGGCUUUGCAGACUAUAUGGUAUCAGGAGGGGAAUCUGCCUACCAACAACUUUGUAGCGAGAUUACAGUAGAAUUUAAUGAUUGCUCGAAACAAGUUCUUGAACUGGAGUCAUUGUUUGUGGGCCCUGAUUACUGCCGAGAGGAUCUAGCUUGCCUGCUCAGAGACAUUCAGACACAGGAAAAGCAAAAGUUGCAUCUCACAGCAACAAUUCAGGUGUUGAAGAAGGCGGGUCGUCCUUCAGAACGUCUGGUGAGCCAUGAGAACUGCAGAUUCACGAGGCCAAUGGAGCACAAUUGUGUGCAUGUCCACGAAAUAACUGAAGCUGCUGGAACUGAAGAGGCAGAGGCAGAUGCCAAAUAUGAUAAUGCCCUCAAGGAAGCCAUUAAAGGUGUCCAGGAUGCCGUCACUGCCAUAAAUGAACAUUUGGAGGAAGUCAGGUAUGAGAUUGCAGCCCUUGAAGUCGAGUGA